Molecule: messenger RNA, 1044 nt
Organism: Helianthus annuus (common sunflower)
Lineage: Eukaryota; Viridiplantae; Streptophyta; Magnoliopsida; Asterales; Asteraceae
Exons: 1
Coding region: 1-1044 (347 amino acids)
Source: RefSeq, a predicted model, not a curated record
AUGGCGUUUCACAUUUGGAGCAUCGUCUCUAAAAGAGAUUCUUUAUGGGUAGCGUGGGUGCAUAGUUAUCGACUGAAAGGCAAGAGUUUUUGGGUUUGUAAAAGUCCUUUGAAUUGCUGUUCGUCAUGGAGAAAUCUAAUUCAUCUACGUCCUCUUAUAAGGAAACAUGUUUGGUCGGAUCUAGGAGAUGGUGCUUCGACUUCAGCCUGGUUCGAUUUCUGGUGUCACCUGGGACCGCUCGGUGAGUUUCUAACUCCUAGAACCAUUACCGAUGCGGACUUUAGGCUGGAUGAUUCGGUGGCUAAUGUCUACUCGCAUGGUUCUUGGAAUUGGCCUAUGGCGUGGAGAGAUAUUUAUCCGGUGUUAAUUCAACUAGACGAAGUUCAACUAAAUCCGACAAAGCCCGAUAGAUUAUUAUGGAAGGAUGAUAAUGAUCUAGAUGAAUUCUCUUCUUCGUGUGUGUGGCACUCGGUUCGGUAUAAGGAACCGGAAGUUAAUUGGUGUAAUAUCGUGUGGUUUUCGCAAUGUAUUCCUCGGCACGCUUUUAUGAUGUGGUUGGUCAUUAAAGGUAAACUCCUAACUCAAGAUAAAAUUCUAAGUUGGGAUCUAGCGCGACGGAAAAACAUGAACAUGAUGUGUUGCCUUUUGUGUUUCGAGAAUUUUGAUUCGCAUCCACACCUGUUUUUUGAAUGUAAGUAUUCAGCUCAAGUUUGGAAUAUAGUGAGGCAAAGGGUGGCCAUGAUGCCUACUUCGCCGAAAUGGAUGGAUGUUGUCGACUGGUUACUUGUCCGUGCUAGGUCAAAGUCGGCUCUGAUUUAUGUUGCUAAACUCAUAGUUGCGGCUUCGACAUACUUCAUUUGGCAAGAAAGGAAUGCUCGGUUAUUCAAGAAUCAGUUAAGGCCUCCGGAGCAGCUUAGUGAGAUUAUAAUAAACACGGUAAGAUACAAGUUGAUGGGAGCAAAGCUGAAAAACACGGCUAGUGUGCGGAAACUUCUUCGAGAGUGGGAGAUUCAUGGGGAUGGCGUUGAUGAUGAUGGCGGUUGA